Molecule: messenger RNA, 2617 nt
Organism: Ctenocephalides felis (cat flea)
Lineage: Eukaryota; Metazoa; Arthropoda; Insecta; Siphonaptera; Pulicidae
Product: UDP-sugar transporter UST74c-like
Exons: 1
Coding region: 171-1148 (325 amino acids)
Cellular component (GO): Golgi apparatus
Molecular function (GO): antiporter activity; GDP-fucose transmembrane transporter activity
Source: RefSeq, a predicted model, not a curated record
UCGAUCAACUUUAUAAUAUUUAUGUAACUAAAUUAAUUAAUUAUUAGAAAAUACAAAAAACAAGCAAUGGUGACGUAGUUAUUAUAAUUAAAUUAGAAAGAUAUAACAAAGGCUAGUGUGUGAUUGGUUUCGUGUAUUGGAUUUGUUGAAAUUAAAUUAUUUCUAUUAAAAUGACGGGGACUACACCAGGAGAGACUGUUACCGAAGGCCACACAGUGUAUUCAAAAGUUGCAAGUGCUCUAUUUUACGGUUUUGCAUCUUUUAUGAUCACUGUAGUCAAUAAAACGAUUCUAACCUCUCAUCAUUUUCCAUCGUUCCAAGUUUUAGGACUAGGACAGAUGAUGGCUACGAUUAUUUUAUUGUUCUGCGCCAAGAAUUUGUCAAUAGUCAAGUUCCCUGAUUUUGAAAAGUCCACGUUCAGGAAGAUCUUCCCAUUACCUUUUAUUUAUCUAGGUAACAUGGCCUUCGGUCUUGGAGGCACACAGUUUCUGAGCUUGCCCAUGUUUACGGCUUUAAGAAGAUUCUCAAUACUUUUCACAAUGAUUUUGGAGCUUAAGAUCUUGAAGAUAUAUCCUAAUAAAGGUGUGCAGAUCAGUGUGUAUGCUAUGGUCUUCGGAGCCCUGUUAGCAGCCAGUAGUGACUUAUCAUUCAGCUACAUCGGUUAUUCGUACGUUAUGCUGAAUAAUAUAUUCACUGCUGCCAAUGGAGUGUAUAUGAAGAAGAAGUUAGAUGCUAAAGACUUAGGAAAGUAUGGCUUAAUGUUUUAUAAUGCUUUAUUCAUGCUUGGACCGUCCGUAGCCUUAGCAUAUUGCACUGGAGAUAUCGAUAAGUCUUUGCAAUAUGAACAUUGGGACGAUAUGUUUUUCUUAGUACAAUUUUUAUUAUCCUGCGUUAUGGGUUUUGUUUUAACCUACAGCACUAUUUUAUGUACUCAUUACAACAGUGCGUUGACUACGACAAUUAUUGGCUGUUUGAAAAACAUUUGUGUCACUUAUUUGGGUAUGAUAAUAGGUGGUGACUAUGUUUUUUCGUUUGUGAACUUUCUAGGAAUCAAUGUGAGUGUUCUUGGGAGUCUUUUAUAUACUUAUGUUACAUUUAGAAGAAAAGAACCUGUUGCAAAACAACAAGCAAAGAUUGAAUCAGUUUGAGAGGAAAUUUUUGUACAGAUCUGUAAUAUUUUUUACCAAAACAAGUUUUUGAAAAUUUAAACAUAUUGUCUGUGAGUAUUUAGGAUUUUACUAAAACAAAAACGAGAAUGUCUAUGAAAUAUAAAAUAUAUAAUAAUGAUAAAUUGAAUCGGCAACCUAUAUUUAUUAAUAAAUUCGUUUAUCUAUAUAAUUUUUGUGGACAUUCUCGUCAGCAUGAAAAAAUAGCGAACUGAACUCUAUUAACACUUGUAAAUAAUAAAACAUGCAAACAUUUUGAGAAAAAACUCAAUUUGUUUGCAAAUUGGCCAAAAACUUGAGAAAUUUGCUAAAUUAUAAAAUAAUUAUGCAUUUAGAUAGAUUAUUAUAUAAUUCACUCCUACCACUCGGCUGUCCCUCUGAGAGGACUACGUAACUGGGAGUUUGUGUGCCUUUUCUGAGGUACUCGGAAGUUUUUUUUACACAAUGACUUAGUUUGUACUGACUAGAUCAGGGAUGAGCAACACGCGGCUCGCGGGCUUUUUAAGGCAUUUUGAAUAUCUUUCUGCGGCCAGCCAAGUAGAAUUUUAUUUAUUUCAUCAACUUUCAUCCAUCAAUCAAUUUUUUAUAAUGUAUUAAUUUGUUGUUGCAGUAAUUUAUGAAAUAUUUUUUUUUUUCAUUUAGUAUUUUUAUAUUUAAUGUUUAUUUGUAUAUAUCAACGGCGCCGCCGCCGCUCAGCGACAGUAUUGUUAGUGUUUGUAUUUUUGUUCAGUUUACAUAAUAUGAUAUGAAGAAAUGAUUUUGUUAUUGCAUAUAUAUAAUAAUUUAAACUUUAUCGAUUUUUGACAUUAUAAAUGGACACGUGAGGAACUCUUUUUUCAAUAUUCAUAGGACAUAUUAUUGUUAUAUGUUUAUGUUAAAAAUUAUUAUUAAGUACAGCCUGCUAUUUAAUUUAAAAAAUUCAAUAAGACCCGUGAGUUAUAAAGGUUGCUCAUUCUUAGAGAAUUUAUUCAGUGAUAAGACAGUAAUAUUCUCUUUACAAAAUUUGUUAUUAGUUAUUUUCAUAGUAUUUUUUUUACUCUUUUUAUUAUUAAUCUUUUGUUCUACAGUAAAAUGACCAAGCUUAAAAUGAAACUUUUAUCAAAAAAGACAGAGACCAUAGACCUUACACUACAUGGACUGCUAGUCGAGCGCAAAAUAAGUGUCAAAAGAUUGAAGGGGACUGUGACGUCACUGAAUGAACGGGCGUUGCCGACAAUCGUGGAAGACUCCCGAUUGAUUAAAUGUUAUAUGUCAUGUGCUUAACCUAAAAUUAAACGUCUAUGCAUAGACCUUAUAACAUUUUCUUAUCAAUGCCUUAUAAUUAGGCUUGCACCGAAUAUUCGGUUACUAUUCGGUAUUCGGCAUAUUCGGCACCUUUUUUGAUAUCGGCCGAAUAGUAACCGACUAUUCGGCCGAAUACCGAAUAGUUAAAAUCAAAGAAACCGCCGCCG